AUGGUAUGGUAUCAGAAGUUUGAGUAUGCGGUGGGCCACUGGCUUCAGAAGACUGCAGAGCACGUGUUUGGUUGCGUGCUCUGCAGCCCCGGCUGCUUCAGUCUGUUCAGGGGCGCAGCCCUCAUGGAGGACAACGUCAUGAAGAGAUACACCACUAAGUCCACAGAGGCUUGCCACUACGUACAGUACGAUCAAGGUGAAGACCGCUGGCUGUGCACUCUCCUGCUGCAGCAGGGCUGGAGGGUGGAGUACAACGCUGCGUCCGAUGCCUACACCAACGCCCCCCAGGACUUCAAGGAGUUCUAUAACCAGCGGCGGCGCUGGGGGCCCUCUACCAUGGCCAACACCAUCGAUCUGCUGGGCUCAGGGUCUCUGACCUCCCAGAGGAACAGCUCCAUCUCCAAACCCUUCAUCAUCUACCAGAUUCUCAGCAUGGUUGCCUCCAUCCUAGGCCCGGCCGCAAUCUGCCUAAUGAUCUCAGGUAGUUAUUGUAGCCCAUUUAAGCUUAAUAUCCUUGUCGCUCUGUUACUUGCAACAGCGCCCCCUGUGGUGUACCUGUUGCUGUGCUUCAAGCUGAAAUCGGACACACAGAUCGCCAUAGCAGCCGUCAUGAGCGUCUUGUACGCUUUCCUCAUGAUAGGAACCGCUUUGUCCAUCAUAGGUUCUAUGGUUGUCCAGCAGACCAUUUGGAUUCCUAGCGGCCUGUUUAUCAUAGGCCUGGUGCUGAUGAACAUCAUCACAGCAGCGCUCCACCCCAAGGAGUUCCAUCUGGUCAUCUACGGCAUCCUCUACUUCAUCUCUAUCCCCAGUGGCUACCUCCUGCUGACUAUCUACUCAAUGGUCAACUUGAACAAUGUGUCCUGGGGCACUCGGGAGACAGGUGGCCAAAUCGCUGCAACAUCACCAGCCAAGGCCAUCACACAGCACAUCCUACAGGCCAAGUUCUGCAAGUUUCUCUGCUGGGACAGUGGCAAAGUUGCAGACCAGAAUGACCAGGUGCCAAAAACUGUUGUGAUGGCUGAUAAGCCAAAGGUGAAGCAUGAUCUGACCUCUCAGGACAAUAACAGUAUCUUCAAUGAGGAGGAUUCAUGCAUCUUCAGAGAGAGCCCACAUCUCUCAUGCCAGAGGAUCCUGCACACCCCUUACGGAGGUCGACUGGAAUACACUCUCCCUUAUGGCAACCUGCUGAUGGUGCACUUUAAGGACAAGCUACUGAUCCGCCACAAGAAGAGAUGGUCUCAGUUGGUAGCACAUGGUGCAUAG
Messenger RNA from Coregonus clupeaformis (lake whitefish), 1263 nucleotides. RefSeq names its product chitin synthase chs-1-like. Lineage: Eukaryota; Metazoa; Chordata; Actinopteri; Salmoniformes; Salmonidae. Gene Ontology annotation, cellular component: cell septum; cell periphery. Gene Ontology annotation, molecular function: chitin synthase activity. The record is from RefSeq and is a predicted model, not a curated record.